This is a messenger RNA of Peniophora sp. CBMAI 1063, 750 nucleotides long. The record is from the annotation of a GenBank genome assembly. NCBI's taxonomy places the organism in Eukaryota, Fungi, Basidiomycota, Agaricomycetes, Russulales, Peniophoraceae.
AUGCUGCACCGCACGAGGACAGCCCCGGCUUCUGCCCGGAAUCCCGAUAUGCCGACGCAAACAUUCCACAAAGCGCACUUGCGCCUGAGCAUGCCAAUGCCUGGCCCUAAUCUUGUAGAAGCAGUCGCGGGUGGCGCACACUACUCCGGCGUCGAUCCGAUGCGCGAGAAGCGCUUGUCCGCCGAAUCUCAUUCACAUCAACUUGGACUCGAGCGAGCGAAGAGUGCGCCGCCUGAGCGCCUGCCACCGAUUCUGAUGGUUCAGAGCGCGGAUGAUGUUCAUAAGGAUGUGGUCGAUAAUGUCAUCGAGCUGUACGAGGGCCGCGCAACAUUGGCCCGUCUCUCGACUUGGAUUGCACCGCAUGCAUUAUACGACGAUACUUGGGCGCGUGCCAGAGGACAAGCGGAGAUCGGCGCGAUGUUCCGUAUCGCCCGUGCCGCACCGGGUACCCGUGCUUCUGUGGUGGCGCACCGUGUACUAUCGGCUGCAACGGAGACUCAGCGAGUCGUUCUAUGGAUGCGGAUUGCGCACGUAAUAUUCGGCGUGCAUCAUACGACCGAAGCUAUUCUCGUAAUCGAGCUUGAUGGCCAGCGUCAUGCUACCAGCAUUACACAUACGGCACAUGGGCGCGCACCUUCAGCAUACUGGGGAGCGACUGCUAUUCGCCGACUGGGUGGGCGCACGGCGGCGGCAUUGAUGCCUUUUGUGUGGCUACCCGCGCCUCAUAAGACGGCUGCCACGCCCGCCUGA